UCUCCCCUGUGAAGGAUACAUAAGUUAUUCUAUAUUUAUUUAUUUAUUAAUUAAUGCUUAUAGUACAAAAUGUUCAACACAUAAAGAGUGAUUGAAAAGUGUACCAGACAGGCUCCCACCACCUCACCACUGUCCAGAAAUCUCCAUUCUCUAAGCUGCUUGUUUUCUUCUCUUAGCCUCAUAUUGGAGUACCCUCUUCAAUUCCCUUCUAGUAAAUUUCCCUUAUACCCUCUGAAUACUCAUCAUCAUCCUCAUUAAUCAUGGCUCUUGUGGUGUAUUUUGUGCUUUUACUAGCCCUCACUGGUUAUUCAAGUGCUCUUUACUGUGUGUGUAAAGAUGGUGUGGGUGAUCAAGCUCUUCAGAAAGCAAUAGAUUUUGCUUGCGGUGCUGGAGCUGAUUGUACCCCUAUUUUGCAAAAUGGAGCAUGUUUCCAACCUAACAGUGUGAAGGAUCACUGCAACUAUGCUGUUAAUAGCUAUUUCCAGAGAAAGGGUCAAGUUCAAGGAAGUUGUGAUUUUGCUGGUGCUGCCAUCCCUAGUCAAACUCCACCUACUUCAGCAUCUUCAUGUGUUUACCCCUCAAGUCCUGGCAAUGCAGGAACAGGCACAGCAACCCCAACAACCAAUUCACCAGCAGGGACACCACCUUCAACCUUAACUCCAACAACUCCCACUGGCACUACACCAAUUGGUACCACUCCAACUGGUACAACUCCAGGUACAACCACAGGCACAACCACAGGUAGUCCUAAUGUGUUUGGUAUCAGUCCCACAUCUUCAACUGGCAAUGGUGGCUUCAAUGACUCAAGCAACGGAGUGGUUCCUUUGAAACACACUGCUAUGAUCCUAUUAUCCCUUGUGGUUACAUUUUGGCUAGUGUUAAGGGUCUAAUUGGUACAGUGCUAGGAAAAACCUGUGGUGGUUUGAUGUGUGGAUGAGAUUUUGCCAUGUCAUGAUGGGUGUUCAUGUAAUUUCAUCACUGGGAAUCAUCCAGAAGCAAGCCCCACCUUGGACUCAUGUUUUUGGUUUUGUUCUGUUCCUCCUAUGUGCCAGAAAAAAAAAAGGUAGGGAAUUUGGUUCCUUUUCAGUGGUGAAUAUAUUUGAUAUAUGACUACUAAGGAAGUAGAACCUCUGAUCAGUUUCCAUUUGUAUAUUACUAUCAUUAUGAGAGGCACUAUUUUUUAAUUUGAAUGAGCCUUCCGACCUCAUAUCUUCU
This is a messenger RNA of Abrus precatorius (Indian licorice), 1215 nucleotides long. Its product is annotated as PLASMODESMATA CALLOSE-BINDING PROTEIN 4-like. The transcript has 4 exons. The record is from RefSeq and is a predicted model, not a curated record. NCBI's taxonomy places the organism in Eukaryota, Viridiplantae, Streptophyta, Magnoliopsida, Fabales, Fabaceae. The coding region runs from base 261 to 890 and encodes 209 amino acids.